AGCUAUACCGGUCACACUGUUCUGCCUCUCUCUUUCCACGUGCGUUUCAAUCCAACGAAAUCACGCGUUGUCCAAUCUGUACUUGACUUUGUUCUAUUUGUGCCCCUAAUACUCGAAAGUCUGCUAAAAUGGCUCAAAAGAAAGCCGUAGCCGCGAAGGCCAAAAAGGCCGUGAACGGAGUGGAGAAGCAGGUGGCCAAGCGUGGGGCGAAGGCGACUAAGGUGCAGGAUGAGGAGGAGAUCGUGGUCGCACAGUCGCCCGCUAAGAAGUCCAGGAAGCAGCCGGUGAAGGAUGUGCCGCAGUCCAGCGAGGAGGAGUCCGACGCCGAGGAGCAGAAUGGCGACCAAGCUGAGGAUGACAGCGACUCUGAGGCAGAAGAAGCAGAGGAUUAUAUUGACGACGAGGCUGAGGAAGAAGACGAGGACGAUAGCGAUGAUGAUGUGGAGCCUGGUGAGGUUUCCAAGAGCGAAGCCGCGGAGGAGGAUGAAGACUCCGACGAUGAUAACGAGUCACCUGUAGAGGAACCAGUGGCCAAGAAGGGCAAAGAAACUAAAACCCCUGGAAAAUCGACCGCUGAAGAAACAGAGGAAAAUGGCGGCAUUCCAAAAAUACGCGUUGGCAGAAUUCCCCCAGGAACGCCUAAGAAUCAGACCAUCUACGCCACAAACUUACCAAAUGAAUACAAACACAAAGAAGUGGUUGCCGUUUUUGCAAAGUUCGGACCUAUCUCCGCACUGCAUCGUGUUAAAACCAAGGAAGGCGUCAACUCAGUCAUCAUUGCCUUUGAUUCUCCAGCUAGUGCCGAAGCCGCACUACAGGCCAAGCCGAAGGCGCUAACCCUUGAAGACAAUGUGUUGAAAGUAUCCCAGCUGAGAAACAAGGAAUCCUUCUCCGAGCGCACCGUGGUGGUUGGCCUGAUUGGACUAAAAGUCACCAAGGAGGACGUGAAGGCCAAUUUCGAGAAGGUAGCUUCCGUAGAGUCGGUCACUUUGUCCGCCAACCGCACCAAUCCGGUAGCCUUUGUACGUUUGGCUUCAGUCGAUGACGUCCCCAAGGCCCUCAAACUGAACAGCACCGAGCUCUUCUCUCGCUUUAUUACGGUGCGAGAGCUUUCGUACAAGGACAAUCACCCGAAUACCAAUGAAACUACCCUAGUCGUCGAAAACUUGGGCAAACACGAGUCAUUUAGCUCCGACGCCCUUGAGAAGAUAUUCAGAAAGUUCGGCGAGGUGGCCUUUGUGGACAUAGUGUGCAGCAAGUCGGUAUUGGCCUUUGUCACGUUCAAGCACUCGGAGGCAGCCACGAAGGCUCUAACCCAACUCCAGGGAAAGACUGUUAAUAAUGUGGAGCUAAAGCUGCAGCGCUUCGAACGUAAUUCCGCGGCGAGGACCAUUUUGGUGACGAACCUUUCCUCAGAUACUACUGAAGCCGACCUGCGAGAUUUGUUCAAAGAAAGCGGCAAAAUCGAGAGCAUCCAGAUGCUGGGUAUCAAGGCUGUAGUGAAGUUCACUGACGACGACGGAUUUUGCAAAUCCUUCUUGGCCAACGAGCGUAUUGUAAACAACCAGCCCAUUUUUAUUGAACCUAACUCACACUUAAGGUACAGAUUGAUGAAAAAACGUUCCGGUACCGGCCACUCUUAUGCCCCCGCCAAGUUCCAAAAAAACGUGAACAAUAACUUCGGCAAGAAGCCCUUUAACAAGCGUCCGGCACAGGAAUUUAGUCGCAAACCGUUUGUGAAGAGAGCAAAGUUUUAGAGCUUGAAAACCUAAAAUGCUCUAGUUUUAAGUUGUGCAGUAACAUUAAUACGGCCACAAUCCCUUUAAUCCCAUGUCGCCUAAUGCAAUGGAUUUAGUCGUUAAGAAAUUCACAUACAAAUUUGUACUAGCCGUCUCUUAUAGCGAUUUUGGCUUGCAUAAGCAACAAAUCUAAAACUAAAUAAAAGAGCCCACAUUUGACUUAGCAGUGGAAUUUUAAUACAA
This is a messenger RNA of Drosophila rhopaloa, 1982 nucleotides long. Its product is annotated as DNA-binding protein modulo. Gene Ontology annotation, molecular function: mRNA binding. Gene Ontology annotation, cellular component: ribonucleoprotein complex; nucleus; cytoplasm. The record is from RefSeq and is a predicted model, not a curated record. The transcript is spliced from 4 exons. The coding region runs from base 129 to 1757 and encodes 542 amino acids. Lineage: Eukaryota; Metazoa; Arthropoda; Insecta; Diptera; Drosophilidae.